Molecule: messenger RNA, 2151 nt
Organism: Callithrix jacchus (white-tufted-ear marmoset)
Lineage: Eukaryota; Metazoa; Chordata; Mammalia; Primates; Cebidae
Source: RefSeq, a predicted model, not a curated record
AGUGUCAGGGAAGAAAACAAAACUGCCAGCACACCUUGGGACAAAUGACUAAAUGCCCUCCAGACAUUUCAGAGUCCUCUGCCUUUCAUACUUCAGUUCUUCCUGAAGGAAUCUGGGGCUGGAAAGCAGGAAGCAAUUUGCUGUGGGAUUUUUUUCCAUCACAGACUCCAAAUUCUUUAGCCUUUGGACUCUUGAACUUCCACCAGUGUUUUGCCAGGGGCUCUCGGGCCUUUGACCACAGACUGAUGGCUGCACUGUCACCUUCCCUAGUUUUGAGGUUUUGAGACUUGGGCUGAUCCACCGGUGACUUCCUUGCUUUUCAACUUGAAGAUGGUCUAUCGUGGGACUUUACCUUGUGAUUAUCCUUGCCUGGAUUCUCCAUCUCCUCAACCCCAGGAACCAACAAGCUAUCAAAGACAGAAUUUGCACCAGAGGACAAAGGAAGGCUAUAAGCAUGUUGAAGGCAGAGACUAUACCUUGUUCAGUGUUCUGUCUCUAGUAUCUACUGCAAGACCAAGCAAACAGCGAUCUGAGCAUCUGAUGGCAGAACUGGAAGUGGUGAAAGAAAGCUCCAUGGACACUCUGGACAUAUUCUAUAUUAUUUGGAUCCAGACUGGUCUAAAUUUGUCAAAAGAGAUGAUCAUGAUAUAAACCACGGGGGAAAUGAAGCAUGUUCAUUUUGGAUUGAGGAAAAGUUUGUCAUUAUAAUGUAUCUUCCGAUUUGGUUGCCAUGCAGGGGAAUUUGCUGUUCUUUUGAUCUUUUUCUCUGUUUAAAAAGACAUAUCAACUAGGAGAAGAAUGGAGUAGGUGAAGCACCCCUAAUAUUAUUAGUGUGCUUGUGAACAUCUGAUAUGCUAAAAGGCAAAGUGGGUGGAAUGGAAUUGCUCUUAAAUAAGUAAAAAACUUAACAUUCAAUUAUCUUUUAAAGUGGGCAUAAUUUGGAAGGUUUCAUUUAACAUAUUGCAGGUAAAAUCUAAUUUUGUUUUUCUAAACUUUCCUUUGCUAAUGCAAGGCAGGAGAGUUUGGUGUGUUUAAAUAGACCAAAGUCUCUUGGGGAGAGUCAGAAGUCUGGGAUUCUCAUAUUUUGGAGACAGUGAUUUGAUUUUCCUAGGAUCUUUUUUUUUUAAGCAGAAAAUGUGGUAACAGUGUCAUCUAGUCACAGCCAUGGAGACAACCCACUAGGGAUUAAUAGAAUUUUACAAAUGCUCCUCUGUCCCAGCUGAUAAAACUCCCUUCUCAUCCAAAGUAUCCGCCCAAAGAGAAAACUACCCUAGGACUUUUGUUUCUUCCAGAAAUUACUUCCGACAGCUCCCCCUUUUGAGACUCUCUCUCUUUCCCCUGCUGUUUAAUUUCCUUUGGUUGUAGCAAUGUAGGGGAAACCCUUUGUGUAGUGCAGGGGCUAAUAGCAUGCUCUCUGAAACCACACAGCUUCUUAGCCAGUCUAGACACUGCUAUUGAUGAACUGUACCAUCUUGACUGUUUCAUUAACCCCCUUUGAGGUUUCCCUUACAUAGAAAUUGGGGACAGUAAUAGUUCUGACUAUCUAGUGCUGUCCUGAAGAGUAAAUGAAACUGUGCAUGUAAAGUGGUAACCUCCAAACGGGUGUUAGCAGUUGCUAUUGUUGCUAUUAUUAUUAUUAUAUUAACUUUUAAUCUGUAGGAGCUUGAGCCAAGCCCAGAUCCGUUUGCAUGUGCCAGCUUCAGUAGCUGUGCCAGCAGCCCCACUGGGCACUAUGGCGGUGGUGGUGAUGGAGGAGGAGGUGGUGGUAAACAGGGAGAGAAAUGGAUUAAGCAGAGGAGGAUGAGGUAGGAAGAAGGCACAAUGGGAGGGUAAUAUGGUUAGGCUCUGUGUCCUCACCCAAAUCUCAUCUUGAAUUGUAAUCCCCAGGUGUUUAGGGAGAGACCUGGUGGGAAGUGAUUGGAUUAUGGGGGCAGUUUCCUACAUGCUGUUCUCAUGGCAGUGAAUUCUCACUAGAUAUCAUGACUAUAAGGGGCUCUUCCCCCUUCAUUUCUCAUCCUCUCUGUCCUGCCACCAUGUGAGAGAAGGUCUUAGCUUGCUUCUCCUUUGCCUUCUGCCAUGAUUAUAAGUUUCUUGAGGCCUCCCCAGCCAUGUGGAACUGUGGGUCAAUUAAACCUCUUUCCUUUAUAAAUU